AUUAUUGUUGAACAAGUCUAAUGUUGGACAAAAUGGCGGCCUCCAUGAGAAGACUUUGUGCUUAUAAUUUUUCUUAUUUUAUUCGGGGUAAUUUGACACGAUCCGUUGCGAGAAAAUCAGUCAAUCUUUGUACUGUUCUAAAUCAAAACAAUACACAAUGUGGAAAGGCAACAAAACUAUUGGCAGUAGCACCCAUCAGACAGUUGUCUUCACAGGAGGCUGACUUGGAUGACAGUAACAGUCCAGAUACUGUUGGGAAACAAGAGCUGACUGAAGCAGAUGUGGCUGCAGGAAUUGCUUACAUUCAGAGUGAAGAGUACGUUGAAAGAUAUGGUGACCGGCCAGUAUUUGCUGAUUAUAGAAGGAACCAUAAGGGCCGUGUCCCUCCCAAGAGGACACGAUUGACUUGUGUGAGGGGGAAUGGUGAGAAAAGGACAGUUGCUGGCAACCCUUGUCCAAUCUGUCGAGAUCAAAACCUUCUUGUUCACUACAAGAAUGUGAGACUUCUGAAGCAGUUUAUUUGCCCCCACUCAGGGUUGGUGUACUCUGAUGUCCGCACAGGUGUGUGUCAGAGGCAGUACAGGAAGCUCAACAAAGUUAUUGCCGAGGCGAGGGACUAUGGACUGAUUCCACUCACCGUGCCCUUUGUGAAAUAUGACUACAUGGAAUACUACGGGAAGAAGCAAGCUGGAGUGACCAGCACGUCGUGAUGUCCGAUGACACACAGUUUUUGUUUUUCAUUUUUACUGGGCUUUAACCUUGAGCCAAACUUUCCUGGGGUCUUGGAUAAUAUUUGAGAACCAGAUUUUGUCUUGAUUGGGGAAGAUAUGGACAAAGUGAAAUGUAGAACGUUCUGGACAUCAACUGAACAAUAUGAGCACUUAUUAUUAUCCACUAAUUUGUUUUUCACUUACGGAAGGUUGAUGGAGAAAUUUGAAAAAGAAGGGACAACUGCAGAUGUAUUUCUUAAAAGUUAUGGUUCACAUGGCUUAGUCAGAACCUUUUGGUCUGGGAACAAUAAAACUGGAGAUAAAGCUACAUUGUAGCAAGGGGAGGGGGCAAAGGGGGCCAUACCAGUGACGUCGCAAUAAAGGCAGGCACUGCGUUCACCACUAUAUUUUCCUCCAAAAGAUUUGGUUAAAGUGGUCAGAAAUUGCCUCAGAUAGCACCACAGAGCAUCUAGGAUCCAAAAAAAAAAAAAUUUUGACCCACUUUUUGGGGGGCCAGAAUUUUUCUUGACCCCCCAAAAAUUUGUGUUCUGGAUCCACCCUUGUAUUGUAGGUUUGAAAAAAUAACUACAUGUACAUGAAUCACUCACUUGGCAGAUAAGUUUGCCACACAGAGACUUUGUGAUUUAAAUUCACCCAUUUUUUUGCUAAGGCAUCGGAGGUCUAAUUAAAAGAACAGAGCUUAAACUGCUAACGUGCAUUU
Molecule: messenger RNA, 1431 nt
Organism: Patiria miniata (bat star)
Lineage: Eukaryota; Metazoa; Echinodermata; Asteroidea; Valvatida; Asterinidae
Product: 28S ribosomal protein S18b, mitochondrial-like
Exons: 8
Coding region: 21-710 (229 amino acids)
Biological process (GO): mitochondrial translation
Cellular component (GO): ribosome; mitochondrion
Molecular function (GO): structural constituent of ribosome
Source: RefSeq, a predicted model, not a curated record